Messenger RNA from Magallana angulata, 1944 nucleotides. RefSeq lists its product as uncharacterized. The coding region runs from base 230 to 1501 and encodes 423 amino acids. The transcript has 3 exons. Gene Ontology annotation, molecular function: DNA binding. The record is from RefSeq and is a predicted model, not a curated record. Gene Ontology annotation, biological process: DNA integration. Lineage: Eukaryota; Metazoa; Mollusca; Bivalvia; Ostreida; Ostreidae.
UCUUGCAUCCGCCUUAAAUAUAUAUGAAAUUUCAUUAACGGAUAGACAAGUUAAUUGUGUUUUACAUUAAUUUUAAUCUGGCAUCUAUAUUUUCUAUUGAUGGGGCCGGAUUAAAAGCAGGGUGUUAUCAGUAGGCACUAUACAUAUAAUUUGUAUUCUUUUUUUGAAAAUCGUGUUUUUAAUUUCAAGUGAGUUAUUGUAUGUGUAUUGUUCAUUUUAAUGAGCGGAAAUGCCACCAAAAAAUAAUAAGCGGAAUUGCAGACACCACGAGGGGAAGGGAUCAAGGUCAAAGAGGUCAAGACCCGAGCGAUCAGCUCCAUCCACUGACGAUCAGGCAUCUCAGGAACCAGGUCCAUCACGAAGCAGGGAAUGCGCCAUCGCAAUAGAAAGUGAAGAUGUGGCAACCGUGAACCAAAGUUUGCCCCCAACACCUGUUCCUGCUUUAGCUAUUCAAUCAGUGGUACCGCUUCAAGAGGUUGGCACCAGAGGCACACACCAGACCAGACCCAAUUCCAUUAUAAUUAGUCAACAUGAUUUACAGAUUCAAAUGAACAAAUUGUUAGAUGCUUCAAUCUCCAGCAACACCAAGACAUCUUAUGAAACAGGGCUAAGAUCAUUUUUUAAUUUCCGGAGAGAAUUUGGGUACGAGAUUUUAUGGCCCCCACCACUCAGGGACGUUGUUCAAUUUGUUUCUUAUUUGUCACUUAAGAAAUGUUCUUAUGCUACGGCUAGGUCUUACUUAUCAUCCAUUAGUUUUCAAUGCAAAGUUCAAAAUUUGGUUGAUGAAACAAAAAACUUCCUUGUUCUGAAGGUUCUUGAAGGUAUGAGAAGAAUUGGUAGGUCUGCUGAUGCAAGGUUACCUAUAACCUUGGAAUUACUCAAACAACUUGUGGAGACUUUACCAGAGGUCCCUGAAGUUACAGUGUGGUGUGUGGGCUCAUCUAUUAUCAAGAAUGCUAUGAUGGCAUCAGUAUGCAGACCGGGGGGAUCAAAUCUAGGACUGGAUAGAUUGAAUAUGAAUAUUUGGUGGCAAGGAUAUUCAGGUUUGAAGUUUUUGGAGCUGAAAAGAAAGCUCUUUUUUCUAACACAAUAUGAAGAAUCACCAGACUACUUAAUUAUUCACUGUGGGGUGAAUGAUAUUGGGACUAUUGAUCUGUUUUCAUUAAUUCAAAAAAUUAAAACCCACUUACAAUUUAUUAAAGUUCAAUUUCCACAGUCCACACUUGUUUGGUCACAGAUGCUUCCACGAAUUAAAUGGAGGUAUUCUAAUGAUAACAAAGCAAUGGAGAGAUGCCGUCUCAAGGCCAAUAGGGUAGCUGCCUCAUCAGUUUUAAAAUUGGGGGGUUGUUACAUUAAGCACCCUGAUCUGUUGAGAAACAUGUCCCAAUUUCUGAUGCCUGAUGGCGUCCAUCUCAACGAGUUAGGAAAUAAGCUCUUCCUCAAUAAUUUCCAAGGGGGAUUAGAAUUCUUCCAGUCGCAACUGGGGCAGGUAUAUCCUUAAAACUUGUUCCAGAGAACAUUGGUUCGUGGGGGCUUUUUUCAGUUGCUUGGGUGCUCCCCCAUGUGUGGGAUGACUGCGAACUCUCCUUUAAUUGUUCGCUGUCAUGUGGUGCUUGCGCACACCAAAGCAACUGAGGCCUAUGUAAGCUUUGUAUUAUGGUGAAGUUGUCACCAUUGAACUGUGAAGGGGGGUAAAAUGCUAAACCAUUUUGUUUGUAAAAUAUUUGCUUGAUGUGGAUUCACAUUGUUUUGUGCAUAUAACUUGCAUUUAAAUAAGUAACCACCCGCGGUUUACCCGGGGUGGCCAUUUAACAUAUGUUGUGUGUUGUAUAAAUUUUGAUGCAUUUGUUGAUUUUGUGUGGGUUUGCCCAAAAGUUGUGUGUUUAUUGGCAUCCCACAAAGUAAUAUGCCACGGCCAAUGUUCGCCAAAUAAAACUAUAAAAU